UCCUGCAAAAUGUUUGGACGUGACACAGACGGUGUAUUCGCCGCUCUCUUGAUGUAAUACAACAGUGUUUUAAUAAUGAAGUGAGGUGACAAUGCCAUCAGUGGUAGAGAGUGAAUCUUCACAUGAGGAUUGAGGCCACUUCAGAUGUGAGAGGACAUGCAGAGUCGUCAGUACCUACAGGAGUGGGUGGGCAGUGAAGCGGCGGUUGCCUGACUGUCAAGUUACAAGCCUGAGGUCGUGGCCAGAGUGACGGGUCAGAACGGAGCUCUGCAAUAAACGGUUGACCUCUGGGGAUGCCUGUGUCCCUAUGGGUGUGAAUCAGGCGCAGUAGUUGGAGCAGCUGGCACUCGUGGCAGGCACUGUGGGCGGCCCUGAGACGGCACAGUCAGUAAGGCACAAUUGUUUCAUUCCAAAGCCCUUUGUGCCUGGGCGGCCGCGUGACCUGCCUGGAACUCCCUGAAGGAAUCUGGUCAAGGCCUGGAAACCAGAAGAACAUCAUCUCGAGUAUUGCUGGAAGCGUGUCACGACCCCGGGCACCAACAUCCGGGCCUGCACCUGACAUUCCCGCUCAUCUGGGGAACUUAAGGAAGAAGGUGGUGCACGCACUGAAGAAAGGGUGUGUUUAUAUGUAGUGAAGGCGCCAGUUUCUCUGUCUAGAUUGUUAUGUUGCGAGCACUUGUCUCUGCGGGAUGAUGGCCGUCAGUGAUGCGUGGGAGAGAAAGUGAGUGAGAGUAGAGGUGGGGAGAGUGAGGGCACGUCAUGCUGUCACUCCACGUGACAUUAGUCAGAUCUGUAUCUUGCACACUGCGCCCACAAUGUCGCGAUGUGCAGUUAUCAUCCUCUCAAUGAGAUACGUUCUUUCUUAAGACUACGAAAAAAGUGUUGGUUGGCAAGAUGUUCGCUCGAGGACGACAUUGUUGUGUACGUCGGCAAGGAUGUGCAGAUGCGUCGUGUGGAGUCGAGGACGGUGUAAGGCACAUCCUCCAUGCGAUACCAGACUCCGUGAUAAGUGAAGACAUGGGUGAAGAAUGUGUUGAGGAAAGUAGAGACUGGAGCUACCACAGACCUAGUGCAAUAAGGAUGCUCUCUGCAUCACCAGUGCGAGAAGUGAACUACUUAAGAGUACCUUGCUACGCUACUUCACAACCCUACGAGCACUUUAUCAAAAAUGAAGAUACUCAUAUAUCAGAAAAGCGAGGCACAGGCUCCAUCACUGAGCACGUUAUACCGCACCGGCGGGUCAGAACCCGCCACACCCUCGCCUUCAGACGCCAGUGGUCGCUUCUGCAGGAGGCGUGGCUGGCGACUCUGCUGCUGCUGCUGGCGGCGCUGGCGGGGCCGCUGCUGCCGCCGGUGGCAGCCAACACCCCGCCAAGAUUCGUGCUGAAUGGCCAGAGUGAAAUUGUGAUACGACUGACAGAGGGAGAAGCGACUCCUGUGGGCUCCAAAAUUACCACCUUGCGCGGCUCUGACCCUGACGGCGACGCGUUGACCUUCGGCGUGAGAGGGGCGGAGGGCCGCGACUUACUGAGGAUAGAGCAGAACGGCGCUACAGAAGCCAAUGUGUACCUGAAGAAGGCCUUGGACAGAGAGAUGAAAGACGAGUACACGGUAGUGUUGACGCUGACUGACAACAAGCUGGGUGAAGGACAGUUCAUCACGCAGUCCAUGCUGCUGCUGGUGGAAGAUAUCAACGAUAACGAACCCAUCUUCCGUCCCUACGAGUCCUCGGUGGCCGUGGAUGAGAACGCUCCGCCUCAGGUGCUGGCCACGCUCCUUGCUACUGACCAAGACGAAGGCCCAUUCGGACAGGUAAUCUACAGACUGGACGCUGACUCAGAAAGCGACGCGGAGAAGUUUACAGUGAAUACCCUGGACGGGAAGGCUGUGUUGAGGCUGGUGGGAGACCUAGACUACGAGAGAAAGUCCCUAUACCAACUCAGGGUGCUGGCGAUGGACCGAGCCAUCAGCGGGCGGGUUAACACUGGGACGGCAGCGCUGGUGGUACGGGUCAACGAUGUGGAGGACCAGCCGCCUCAGUUCACGCAGGCACCGCCAGUCACCCGCAUUCCCGAGGACAUCCCCGUCAACUCCGGCGUACUUGAAGUGAAGGCUGUGGAUGGAGACCGUGGCGUUAACAACCACAUUACUUACUCCAUCUUAGAGGGAGACAAAGGUCUCUUCCAACUGGACCACAACUCUGGCGUCCUCUACGUCAAGAAACCGCUGGACCGUGAGAGUCCUCUCUCAAACAACGGAGCCUUCAUUAUCAAAAUUCAGGCCCAGGAGGAGAGCGGUGUGGUGGACCCUCCCCCCACGAUGACCACGGAGGUGACAGUGUUGCUGGAGGAUGUGAACGACGAGACUCCAACCUUCAAAGCGUCGCAUUACGUUGCAGAGAUCGCUGAGGGCUCCCAGUUUAACAGUCCUGUCAACCUUAUCGGCGACGCCAUCCCAGAAGUGUAUGACCACGACCAGGGAAACAACGGAACCUUCAGGAUGUUCCUGGAGGGUGACGGAGGGAUGUUUGACAUAACGCCUCCUGAAGGAGUCAACUUCGCCUCCUUUCUCAUCCGUGUGAGGAACCCGGCGUUGCUCGAUUAUGAAAAGGUUAAAGUGGUGAACUUCACAGUGGUAGCACGGGAAACUGUUGCUGAGAGACCCAAGUCAUCCUCAGCCCUCGUCACCGUCCAUAUACGAGACACCAACGACAACUUCCCGAUUUUCAGCGAGGAUCAGUACGAGGUGUUGAUUCCCGAGGACGCUGCAGUAGGGGCGACGCUGGUAUGGGUGCAGGCUUCCGACCCUGACAGUGACACCUACGGUACUCGGGGCAUCAGGUACACCGACCUGAGGGGCGCCCUAGCCGACAAACUGGAGAUGGAGCCAGAGACUGGAGUGAUCACCUUGAAGGAGGCCGGAGCCUUGGACAGGGAGAGUGUUGCUCAACACUACCUCACUGUGGAGGCCAGAGAUGACCUCGGCCGCGGCAACAGGAACACCGUGGUGGUGAAGGUGGUGGUGGAGGAUGUGAACGACCACCCGCCAGUGUUCUUGCAGAGGCGCUACGAGGCUCGACUCUACGAGAACUCUGCCACCUUCCCUGAACCCUUCGUUGUCACCGCCAGAGAUGAUGACCUCAAUGGCACUGUAAACCACGAGGUUCGCUACACCAUCCUGAGUGGUGACCCACUGAGUAACUUCACCAUUCACCCCCUGAGCGGGGAGAUCAAACCAGCGGCGCCUCUCGACUUUGAGGCCAUCGACCAGGAGGGAGACAUCAGAUAUUUUAACCUCACCAUCAAAGCGUUUGACCUGGGCGAGCGUCCACUGAGCAGCGAGGUGUCCGCCGUGGUCUAUGUAGCUGACGUCAACGAUCACGCACCCCAGUUCGACCGUGCCCUCUACAGGAAAGCUAUCCCCGAGGACACACCUCCUGGCACCUCCGUCACACAGGUAUUUGCGCAUGAUGAGGACGGGUCCUCGGUAAAUCAAAAGGUAGUAUUUCGUAUCCAACAUGGAGCUCAAGACAAGUUCGUGAUGGAGGCAGACACUGGAGUAAUCUCUGUGGCCCAGGGUGCUCUGCUGGACCCGGACAGGACAGAACCCAGAGCCACUACUUACAUCCUGGAAGUGAUCGCCCUGGAUGGUGGCAUUGGCACUGCCCAGCUCCAGGCCAGGACAGUUGUCAACAUUACAAUUCUUGAUGUUAAUAACAAACCACCUGUCUUCAAGGACCCUGGGAGUGUCAGGGUCUUUGAAAAUGAAGAUAUUGGGUCAUAUGUGUAUCGUGUGGAGGCUAUGGACCUGGAUGCUCGACCCCGCCUUCGCUAUUCCAUUGACGCCCACAGUUCUGAGGCUAGAAACGAGGAGGGUGCAAUUGUUAAGCCAUCAGAGUAUGACUUUGCUGGUGCUUUUGAGAUCAGUCAGGUAGAAGGCGUGAUUCGAACUGUAAAUCAGCUGGAUCGAGAAAAAGUUGAAGUGAUCCGACUUGGGAUUGUUUGCGAGGAUAUAGAAGCUGCAACAGAGAAGCAAACAGCUACAGCAACACUGACUAUCAUUGUGGAAGACACCAAUGACAAUGACCCACAUUUCCGUAAAUCAUUUUACCGAAGAAGCAUUGCGGAAAAUGCUAAAAAGGGAACAACUGUUGUGACAGUUGUGGCCGAUGAUGUGGAUAAGAAUCGCACUAUCUCCUACUCAUUACAAGGACCAUCUGAGAUAUUGUCACUUGUGAAUCUUGAUCCUGAAACUGGGGAGAUUGUUGUUGCUGAGCGUGUGGACCGGGAGCAGUUCUCAUGGUUAAACUUUACAGUUCAAGCCACCGACUCAGGUGUACCUCCUCGCUCAAAUACUGCAAAUGUUGUAGUUCAGGUAAUUGACGAGAAUGACAACAAUCCAGUUUUUGUGAACCCUCCCUCCAACCUAACUAUCAGAGAAGAUGCCCCUCCUGGCACACAGGUAGCUGCUGUCACAGCAGUAGAUGCAGAUUCUGAAGAUUAUGGACUAGUAACUUAUCUUCUUGACAGAAAAUCCUCUCAUGGAAAAUUUAAGAUUGAUCCUGAUACUGGGGUUAUUACUGUGGCUUCUUCCUUAAAUCGUGAAGAGUUGAGCACCUUCAACCUACUUAUUGAAGCUUGGGAUAACUAUCAGUUUGGAUACUCUGCAGGCGAGUCCAGGAAUGCCUUCAUGCAGAUUGGUGUGACUAUCGCUGAUAUCAAUGAUGAAGCCCCAGUUUUUGAGGAGCGAGAAGGUUGCACAAUGAUCACAGAGUUCCAUGAACCAAGAGAUACAGUCACUGUUGUGAGAGCUACUGAUGGCGAUGAUCCAUCUUCACCUAAUGGAAGAAUUCUUUUUACUAUUGAGGGUGGUAAUGAAAAAGGUUUAUUUGAUGUUCGUGUAAUAGAACAAACCGCUGCUCAGAUAUUUGCUGCAAAACCAUUGGUAGGACAAUAUGGAAACUACUCAUUGUUAAUACAAGCACAAGACAGAGGAUUUCCACCAAAUUCUGUUACAUCACAGAUCAAUAUUUGUGUGGCUGAUUUUAAUGAUCAUGCACCUCAGUUUGUCUCUCCAUCAGCUAAUCUAACAAUACGUGUUCCUGAGAAUGCCACUGUUGGAAGUUUGGUGAUCCAGGUGCGAGCCACAGAUGAAGAUAUAGGAAUAAAUGGAGCAGUACAUUACAGAAUCUUAAAAGAUGCAUUAGGUAACUGGCAGACAUUCACCAUUGAUCAGGUUACAGGGGCAGUACUACUUCAGAAACCGCUUGAUCGAGAGAGACAAAAGAUUUACGAGAUCCGUGUUGAAGCAUAUGAUCAAGGCGUUCCAACCCCACUAUCUAGUGAUCUUGACUUGACUAUUUACGUCAGAAAUGUAAAUGACUUUGAGCCUCAGUUCUUGCAAGAUGAAGUAACAGUAAAUUUUACAGAACAUAAGGCACCAGGUACAGAAAGGGCAAAGUUAGCAGACACAGUAGACCUGGAUGAUGUUGAUGAAGACAGAAGUGCCCAUGUAUGUUAUUUCAUCGUUGGUGGAGAUGAAUAUGGAACUUUUAAUCUUGAGAGUUUCUCGCAUGAACUUUCAACAAUGAAGGAGCUGGAUCGUGAAAUUGAGGACCACUACACGCUACUGAUCAAGGCCACAGAGGACUGCCUCACGUUACCUGAGCCUGUUGCCUUCUUCGACCCCCGAGAUGACACACUUUUAAAAGUUUAUGUGUUUGUUAAUGACAUCAAUGACAAUGCUCCAAAGUUCACCCGUGAAGUAUUUACUGGAGGCAUAACAACUGCAUCACACUUUGGCCUCGAAGUCAUGAGAUUAACGGCUGUUGAUCCAGACGCAAAAGAAAACAGCCGUUUGAGGUACUACAUGGAUGGCAGUGUACAAGAGACCCUUUCAGAAAACCUGGAUAAUGUCCGCAGAUCUCCAUUCAUUGUUGAUCCUGUUUCUGGAAUUGUGAAAUUAAAUUUUGAUCCUCAGAAGGGAAUGAAAGGAUAUUUUGAUUUUAAGGUAUAUGUUAAUGACUCGAGUGGAUGGAGUGAUCGAGCCCGAGUGUUCAUCUACUUACUUCGGGAGGACCAAAGAGUUCGGUUUAUCCUUAGGCAGUCACCUGAUGAGGUACGAGAACAAGUAGAGUACUUUCGUGACUACCUUGGGAAUAUCACAGGAGCUAUUGUGAAUGUGGAUGAUUUUCGAGUGCAUGAAAAUCAUGAUGGAACUGUUGAUAAGACAAAAACAGAUUUGUACCUGCACCUGGUGGAUCGUAAUGAUAACUCUGUUCUAGAAGUGAAGCAAGUGUUGGCCAUGAUUGACAAAAAUGUUGAGUACCUGGACAAUCUCUUUAAGGAAUUAAAUGUGUUGGACACUCAGCGUGCAGAGUUGAUUACUGCUGGUACAGCAGAGGAGGACCUUCUCUUCUUGUGGCUGGUUGGAGUGAUUAUCUUCCUGACUCUUCUGCUCGUCCUCACAGUGGCUCUGUGCCUAUCCCAGAGAGCACGAUACUCAAGGCAGCUCAAAGCUGCCACUGCCACUGCAUUUGGAGAAUGUUCACAUGAUACAGGCCUGAAUAGAUCAUCAACUGUCCCAAACACAAAUAUUCACAGUGUUGAAGGAAGCAAUCCAAUAUGGAUGUCUGGAUUUGAUAAUGACUGGUACAAAGAUGAGGACUCAAUUAGGUAUCAACACUUUGUUCACCAGAGUGAAGGAAAUGACAGUUUAGAUGACAAUGCUGUGGACACAUCUUUAUCCCCAAGAGGGGACCGUGACAUGCCCUAUAUUACUCAAACUAAUGUUCCAAAUCCAUUAUCAAGGGAAUCCAGUACAGUGGGUUCCAAUACCCAGCUGAUGAAUCACGAACAGCAGAAUAUCAAUGACACUUACCGAGCUAAUCUGUACCAAACUUUCCACAAGAUUGCCAACCCUCUCGUUGAUAAAAAACUUGAAACUACAGAACUUUGACAGUUGGAUGUAGGUGUAAAGAAUGAGACUGACUGUUAAUUUUGAACUUUUAUAGUCAAGAGCCCCCAGAUGAUACUGCAUUUCUAGCCAGUACACCGAAAGUUUUCUUUGAAGAAAAUUUGUAUGCAUGCCUUAAAAUGUCAGUGCAAUAUCUGAAAUACCAAGUUCCUUAUAUCUUACUCGCAGUGAAUUGUGGGUAGUAGAUCAAUUGUGAUACUUGUCUGGUUUGCCUGUCAGCUAACUCAAGUUAAAUAAAAAGCUUUCAAGAGAAAAAUGUAUGAACAAAUGUGUGAUCAAUGUUAAAUAUUUGUUGCAUUUUUAAGUACGUUCAAAUAAAUGUAUUUUAGCUGAUAUACAAAAAAAAAAAAAAAGUAUGUAGAUCUUAAAAUAGUUAAAACCAAAGGAAUUUUCUUCAUGUUCAUAUUAUAGCUUAUGGCAAAACAUAAGUGAAACAUACAAUUCACUUCAAUGCCUAGGAAAAUGAUCAUGCAGAGAAGCUGAGCAGGUCUUUAACCACCACCAUUUGAAAACCUAAUAUUCAUUAAUCCUUAAAGCAUAACAUUUCCACAUAUCACUCAUUUUACAUUCUGUAUCCCAUUCCAUUUUUUCUAACUACAGUAUCCAUAUGUCUGCUCUUCCAUAUUUAUUUACAUGUUAAACUGCUCAGUUCUUUUUGUAUCCUCACUAAUGUGGAUUUCCUUUAUCAAAUGAAGUUUACAGUGUAUAACUAUUAAUUGUACUACUGUUUGACAUCAUCCCAUAUCGUGCCUAAAUAUUCAUGUAAAUUUUUUUUUCCAUUUUUGUAUGAAAUAUACUAUAUUUCAUAAUUUUAUCAUACAACGACUUUCUGCAUUUACUCAGCAUUUUGAGUGAAGUGCUCCAUAUUGUAGAUAUAUGUUUAUACAUUUAUAUUACAUAAGUGAUUUAAUAUCUGGAUUACAAUAUUUGAUACAACGAAUUUUUUAAUAGCACAGUGAAAAAAUAAAAUUGUACAUUGUU
Cherax quadricarinatus is the source of this 7956-nucleotide messenger RNA. NCBI's taxonomy places the organism in Eukaryota, Metazoa, Arthropoda, Malacostraca, Decapoda, Parastacidae. The record is from RefSeq and is a predicted model, not a curated record.